CAAUGAUAUGAGUCCACAUGCAGCGCAGGGAAGAGGGGCAGCAGUGAGGCGCUUUGAUAAAACCAGACUGUCGGCAGCGCGUGAAGCCACUGAGAGCUGCGCCACGGUGAGGCAGGGUACGGCACGGGAGCACAGAGCAGGACUGGACCGGACCGGGUGAAUGCAGUCCUCAGCACGGGACGCUGCUGCAGACACUUUCCCACCAUUUUCGGACAUAACAGGAGGCGCACAGUAACCACGCGGGGAAGAGGAAUUUGGCUACAAAAUUUCCGUCGUAAAGGAAAUCUAAAGAGGGGCCGAGAAGAGAAAGGGACACGUUACACCUCUGUCAGUAGCAGCCGAUAGCUAUCCGAGCUGACAAAGUCCUCGUUGCUCUAAAAGUCCUCACAGGGUAGGAAGCCACAAGGUAUCCUUCACCGGUGUUCUCGGGUACAGCUGAGUGGGAAGGAGCCGUCUGUCCGCCAUGGAGAACGCUCACACGAAGAGUGUGGAAGAAGUUUACAGUUAUUUCAGCGUCAAUGAAAGCACAGGACUUUCCCUGGACGAGGUGAAACGGCAGCGGGAGAAAUGGGGCCUAAACGAGUUACCAGCGGAGGAAGGGAAAUCUUUAUGGGAGCUCGUCCUCGAACAGUUUGAAGAUUUGCUCGUUCGAAUUCUUCUGCUGGCUGCAUGCAUAUCUUUUGUCCUGGCCUGGUUUGAGGAGGGAGAGGAAACUAUCACCGCAUUUGUGGAGCCUUUUGUAAUUCUACUCAUUCUUAUAGCAAACGCUAUCGUUGGCGUGUGGCAGGAACGCAAUGCUGAAGAUGCCAUUGAGGCACUUAAAGAGUAUGAACCUGAGAUGGGAAAAGUGUACCGACAGGACAGGAAAACUGUGCAGAGGAUCAAGGCCAGAGACAUCGUGCCUGGUGACAUAGUGGAGGUUGCUGUUGGAGACAAGGUGCCCGCUGACAUCCGCAUCUGUUCAAUCAAGUCCACAACCCUCAGGGUAGACCAGUCCAUCCUGACUGGUGAAUCUGUCUCUGUCAUCAAACACACCGACCCUGUGCCUGACCCUCGCGCCGUCAAUCAAGACAAGAAGAACAUGCUCUUCUCAGGUACCAACAUUGCUGCAGGGAAGGCCGUGGGUGUGGCUGUUGCCACUGGCGUUAACACAGAAAUUGGUAAGAUCCGUGACGAGAUGGCAGCCACGGAGCAGGAGAAGACGCCCUUGCAGCAGAAGUUGGAUGAAUUUGGCGAACAGCUGUCCAAGGUCAUUUCCAUUAUCUGCAUCGCCGUGUGGAUCAUCAACAUCGGACACUUCAAUGACCCCGUCCACGGAGGCUCCUGGAUCCGUGGAGCUGUCUACUAUUUCAAGAUUGCCGUGGCGCUGGCUGUGGCUGCCAUCCCUGAAGGUCUUCCCGCUGUCAUCACCACCUGCCUGGCCCUGGGCACUCGCCGCAUGGCCAAAAAGAACGCCAUCGUCCGCAGCCUGCCCUCUGUGGAGACUCUGGGCUGCACCUCUGUCAUCUGCUCUGACAAAACAGGAACCUUGACAACCAACCAGAUGUCUGUUUGCAGAAUGUUCAUUAUCAACAAAGCUGAAGGGGACAGCUGCUCUCUGUCAGAGUUCACCAUCACAGGUUCUACCUAUGCCCCCGAGGGUGAAGUGUACCAGGAUGGUAAACCAGUGAAAUCCUCCCACUAUGAUGCUUUGGUUGAAUUGGCCACAAUCUGUGCCCUGUGCAAUGAUUCCUCGCUGGACUUCAACGAGGUGAAGGGGGUGUACGAGAAGGUCGGCGAGGCCACGGAGACCGCACUGACCUGUCUGGUGGAGAAGAUGAAUGUCUUCGACACUGAAGUUCACAACCUGUCAAAGAUUGACAGAGCCAAUGCUUGCAACUCGGUGAUCAAACAGCUGAUGAAGAAGGAGUUCACCCUGGAGUUCUCCAGAGACCGGAAGUCCAUGUCUGUGUACUGCAGCCCAAACAAGUCCCGCUCUACCAUGGGCAAAAUGUUUGUGAAGGGAGCCCCAGAGGGAGUCAUCGAAAGGUGCACUCAUGUCAGAGUGGGCAACAGCAAAGUUCCCCUCAGCCAAGGCAUCAAGGAAAAAAUCAUGUCUGUUAUCCGUGAGUACGGGACGGGUCGUGACACGCUAAGGUGCUUGGCUCUGGCCACACGAGACAGCCCACCAAAAAUGGAGGACAUGAUACUGUCUGACACUGCCAAAUUCAUCGAGUAUGAGUCUGACCUGACGUUUGUCGGCUGUGUCGGCAUGCUGGACCCUCCCAGACAGGAGGUAGCUGCUUCUAUCACACUGUGCCGGCAGGCUGGCAUCCGCGUCAUCAUGAUCACCGGGGACAACAAGGGCACAGCUGUGGCUAUCUGCCGCCGCAUCGGCAUCCUGACCGAGGAGGACGAUACUGAGCACAUGGCUUUCACUGGACGGGAGUUUGAUGAGCUCACACUCGAUGCCCAGAGGGAGGCUGUGACUUGUGCGCGCUGCUUUGCACGCGUCGAGCCUUCACACAAAUCCAAGAUCGUUGAGUUCCUGCAAGGAUUCGAUGAAAUCACUGCUAUGACCGGUGACGGGGUGAACGAUGCCCCUGCUUUGAAGAAGGCAGAGAUCGGCAUCGCUAUGGGCUCUGGCACUGCCGUGGCCAAGUCAGCCUCUGAGAUGGUCCUCGCUGAUGACAACUUCUCUUCCAUAGUGGCCGCCGUUGAAGAAGGCAGAGCUAUUUACAAUAACAUGAAGCAGUUCAUCAGAUACCUUAUCUCUUCCAACGUGGGUGAGGUUGUCUGCAUCUUUCUCACUGCGGCUCUGGGGUUCCCUGAGGCCCUGAUCCCUGUCCAGCUGCUCUGGGUCAACCUGGUGACAGAUGGCCUCCCUGCCACCGCCCUUGGCUUCAACCCCCCAGAUCUGGACAUUAUGGAGAAGCCUCCUCGCAACGCUAAGGAGCCCCUGAUUUCUGGCUGGCUCUUCUUCAGAUACCUGGCUAUUGGAGGCUACGUAGGUGCUGCCACUGUGGGAGCUGCUGCGUGGUGGUUUACACUCUCUGAUGAUGGACCGCAGGUCACUCUGUACCAGCUGAGCCACUUCCUCCAGUGUGGCCCAGACAACCCAGAGUUUGAUGGCUUGGACUGCCACGUGUUUGAGUCACCCUACCCGAUGACCAUGGCCCUGUCUGUGCUUGUCACCAUUGAGAUGUGCAAUGCUCUGAACAGCCUGUCAGAGAACCAGUCCUUGCUGCGGAUGCCUCCCUGGGAGAACAUUUGGCUGCUAGGGGCCAUCUGUCUCUCCAUGUCUCUCCACUUCCUCAUCCUCUAUGUGGAACCUCUGCCUGUCAUCUUCCAGAUCACCCCUCUGGAUGUGACCCAGUGGUUGAUGGUGCUGAAGAUCUCAAUGCCCGUUAUUCUGCUGGACGAGCUGCUUAAGUUUAUGGCCAGGAACUACUUGGAAUUCGGUAAACCGCUGGAGAAGCCGACAAGCAAAGGCUGCUCUCUGUCUGCAUGCGCCGAUGGAAUCUCCUGGCCCUUUGUGGCCAUCUCCCUGCCCCUGGUGCUGUGGAUCUACAGCACCGACACUAACGUGUCUGCCAUCUUGUGGCCCUGACUGACUCCAGUACACUACCCUCCCUGUGCACCAGUGUGAAGUGGACAUUAACACACACAUCUAACACAGUUACAUUAACUCGGAACAAAUUACAGCAACAGCAUUUACACCUUCUCCAACCGCUGUCAGAACGCCUCUGUUAAGUACAUUUAGACUUGCACAUAUUUUUGGGUGGAUGGGGCUAGAGUAAUAUUUUAUCGACAUGAUUUAUGUUUCAUGUUACCAUCGUGCUUUUCUCUGUUUUGACCCCCGUUGAGAAUAGCUAGAGAAGCCCACUGUGUUGGAGCGACAUGUUGAGCUGUACAGAGAAUUUAUUUACUAUUCUGUAAUAAUUAAUAUUUUAUAAUUUGGGGAAUGGAGAUUUCUGAGGACUGUGUAGUUUAGUUCAAUACUAAUUUACCGGCAAAGACUUUCAGCAGAAUACAUUUGCCCGAGCAUGAAUCACAUUUGAGGUCCGUGCAUCGUACUCAUUCAUUAUUUUCUGCAUUAGGCAGAGCACAGCUACCUCAGUGCUGCUGAUUUGACCAUAAUGACCCAUUUGUCCGAGCUGUCAUUUCAUAUGUGAUCAUUUGAAGUGUUGAGGUAAGCACCAGUAGAGUCAAAACCUUCACAUGUAUUUUAAUGUGCAUAUAUAUAUAUAUAUAUAUAUAUAUAUAUAUACAUAUAUAUAUAUUUGUGUUCCUCUGUUAUUUGAGGGAAGAGGGGACAAAGACAUGUUACCAGUUUGAUUCUGAGUAAAUUUUUGGUACAGCCUGUUGUUAAAUUUAUUUACUUGAAGAAAACACAUUUGUCUGUGUUGUGUGUGUGGGGUUUUUUUUUUUGUUGGGUUUUUUUGUUUUGUUUUUUUAAAGUUAAAUUUUUGAGAUUCAUUCUAAGUUUUCAGUCCUAAUUUUGUGUGUUAACGACAGUAAUCUUUAUGUAUGUAAAAUGUGCACAUACUGUACUUGAAUAUGUAAAAAGGCACCAAGAAGCUGUUAGUCUUGUAAACUGAGCACAACGUGGACGGUUUGAUAGGCGCUCAGACCUCUGAUUGGCUGCUGUCGGAGGCGUUUGUAUAUCUGUACAUAGAACACGAAGUAGACUCUAUACAUUUCAUUUCUUCCUGCAUACAUUCACACCCGUUUACUCAAGCGUAGCCUUUCUGCAUGCGCGCUCCGAUAGACCAGAGAGUGUUUUUUGUUGUUGUUUUUUUUUUUAUUUGAAAAGCUAACUGUUGUUUCUUCCCACGCCUUCCCCCUAUUUACCUGCAGAGUGAGUACACUUUGACGUGCAUGCUAACUACUGCCGCGCUCUUGUCUGUAUGGUGGUUGCACACACAGCUUAUCAGUCUGUCAUUGCUCGUGUCGAAAUGACAGCAAUAACCGCUCCUUGUAUUUUAUCAUGUAAAUACUUUAAAUGGUACAAAAAGAGGAGCUUAUAAUGUCACUAAGUGCCAGAUGCACACUGAGCAGAAAUGGGAACCUUGUGCAUUUUUAAACGGGCUCAGUGUUACUGCUGGUGCCGCUUAUUUUUGAAUGUAGGCUUGCAGCAUGUUUGGGCAACUGGCAGAGAUGAUGGCAUUUAAACGCCCCCACACCGUUACAGGACACGGUGUUGUAUGUAUUUCUUUUUUGAACUGCGUUUGUAUGAAUCUUCUGCCCUCCUUUAUUGCAUGGCCUUUAUUGCUCUGAAAUUCACUGAAAUGAUCUGCUGCUCAGAUGCUUUCUACUUUGUUCUGUAAUUUCUCGUGUCCAUUGAUCUGUUUCUUCCUGUCUCCUCUUCUUUUUUCCCUUUACAGCAAAGGCCAAGUAAGCCCAUCUCUCCUGUAAAUUCCUAGCAGAAACUUUGGUUUGGUUUUGUGUUGUGCAUGUGUGUUUUGCAGCACAUCUUACAAGAGCUGCAUGCCAGUGAAGUGAUGACGGGCUCAGAAAGUUCACACAUCGUUUUUACAGAAUGCCCAUAAAUGAAUGUCUGAUGGAAACUAGCCAGUCCCGCCUCAUCGGUCCUUCCAUCCUCCUGCAUGAAGAGCCUUAGAUUACCAUAGAGUCCUCAUGCCUUCAUUUUAGACUAAGAGCUUAGUACCUUGUACAGUCAGUUGUACAUUAUUCUAUGGUGCAUGUCUGCUCAGUCAGCCAUCUGUUUUACCAGACAUAUGUAAUAGAUUAUGUAUAAGUUCAAAAACACAGUUCAUCUUUCCUAAGGAAAUACUUUUAUGAGAUAAUAGAUUUUUCUUUUUGCUUUACACUGAGAUGAGCAGAUUUUUUGCCAAAUCUGGGAAGGCAGGUGUGCAGCGAUGCUGAUGUUUUACCCUUUUAACGGCAGGCGGUCCCUCCACUGGCAUUUUUUGCCAAACUGCUGUACUGUAUUUUCAGAAAUGAUUGUACAACGUAUCACAUGGACUUUGGUUUCAGGUAAAUAAAAUAAAACUGUCAUACA
Molecule: messenger RNA, 6004 nt
Organism: Oreochromis aureus
Lineage: Eukaryota; Metazoa; Chordata; Actinopteri; Cichliformes; Cichlidae
Gene: atp2a2a
Product: ATPase sarcoplasmic/endoplasmic reticulum Ca2+ transporting 2a
Exons: 20
Coding region: 464-3589 (1041 amino acids)
Biological process (GO): intracellular calcium ion homeostasis; calcium ion transmembrane transport
Cellular component (GO): membrane
Molecular function (GO): ATP hydrolysis activity; ATP binding; P-type calcium transporter activity
Source: RefSeq, a predicted model, not a curated record